This is a messenger RNA of Thecamonas trahens ATCC 50062, 2052 nucleotides long. RefSeq lists its product as uncharacterized. The transcript has 2 exons. Bases 1 to 2052 code for a protein of 683 amino acids. The record is from RefSeq and is a predicted model, not a curated record. Lineage: Eukaryota; Apusomonadida; Apusomonadidae.
AUGUGUGCGCAGUCCGAGUGGAACUUUGCCAACUGCUCGAACAACUGUCCGCUCUUUGAGGGCUGCGCCGAGUGCACGGCUGCGCCGGGCGACGGCUGUGCGUACUGCCUCACCGAGGAGGUGUGCGUGGGCGGUGACGACGCCCACAAGUGCCGGUGUGCGCGUGAGUCGUGCGGAGUGUGUGAGGCCAAGACUGGGUGUGCCGAUUGCACCGACGAUCCUGCGUGCGGAUGGUGUGCGUCGGCAAACGGUGGCAAGGGCGGGUGCCUGCCUGCGUUUGACCAGCACGAGCCGUGCGACAAGGGCGCAUGUCCGGCGCCACUGGCCAAGAACUGGCAGUAUGGCAAGUGCGCCGUCAACUGCACUCUGUUCUCAGCAAGCUGUGCAGAGUGUACCGCCCACUACGCGGACUCGGGCUGCGAGUGGUGCGAGGCGACCGAGGCGUGCCUCGCCCCGGCGCAGUUUACCUCGUGUCCUGCGUGCCUGGUCUCGACCUGUCCCGACUGUGGAAGCUACGAGAGCUGCUCCGAGUGCAUCGGAGACGCAAGCUGUGGAUGGUGCUCCGAGUCUGAGGCGUGUGUGCCGGGAGAGGCCGGCGGUGCGUGCGGCGGGCCGCAGGUCUGCCCGGCGCCGGAAUGGAACUACGAGACGUGCGCGGCCGACUGUGCGUCACUCGAGACGUGCACCGCGUGCACGGCGAUGGCGACUGAGGCCGGCUGCCGCUGGUGUGCCGACGAGGGCAUCUGCCGCUUUGGGCCCGAGUUCAACGGGACAGCGUGCCGAUGCGUCCGUGACUUUUGCCCGGCCACCAGCUGUUCGGCGCUCUCGGGCACAUCUUGCGCACAGUGCGUGGCGACUCAGGGCUGCGGGUGGUGCCCCGAGACGGCGUCAUGCCUCUCGGGCUCUGACGCUGGGCCGUGCUCGUCCACCGCGCAGUGCAAGGCAGGAUGGUCGUACGGAACAUGUGACGGGACGUGCGGGCAGCACGGCGACUGCACGUCGUGUCGGGCCGACACCGAGGCGGGAUGUGGGUGGUGCGCUGGGACGCAGGCGUUCCCGGGCUCGCUCACGCCGGUCUCGCUCUGCGUCCAGGCCGAUACGUCCGACUCUGCGCCGGCCGACGGCCGGCAGUGCGCGCGUUGGUACGGCUCGCACAGCAGUGAGACGUGUCCAGCGUGCGGUGAUAGCGAGCACAACACGUGUCAGACGUGCACGACUGAUGCGUCGUGUGGAUGGUGCGGCGAGUUUUGUCGCGAAGGCGACGCCAACGGCCCGUUCAACUCCCCGGGCUGCUCAUCGUGGUCUUUCGGCGACUGUCAGUCCGAGUGCCCACUGGUGGGCAACUGUGGCGACUGUGUGCAGGUGCCUGAAUGCGGGUGGUGCAAGAACCCGCUGCACAUUGGCGGCUUUUGCACCGGUGUCGAUUCCAAGUCUCAGUGCUACGAGUGGCAGCCAUCCAACUGCGAGCCCGAGUGCGAGACGAACCUUGUGUGCUCGGCUUGCACCGCCAACUCGUCGUGCGGGUGGUGCGAGUCCAAGGGCUCGUCCGGCUCGACGGCGACGUGCGUGCGCGGGACCGGGCAAGGCCCGCUCGACACGACGUGCUCGCUCGGCUGGUCGUAUGGCCACAAGUCGUGUGUCUCGUCGUGUGCCCGCUAUCUCGACUGCGGCUCGUGCGUGCUCAACGCUGAUUGCGGAUGGUGCUCGGCAGCCGGUGGUGCAUGCAUGGCCGGCAAGUUUGACGGGCCGGACCAGGGCGUGUGUCCGCCCGACGACUGGACCCAUGCGCCGUCGGUCUGCUCGUCGCCGUUUGACAACUGCUGCUACUCCGGCCACAAGUCGUCGCCCAUCGCGCCUAACACCUGCCCGCGCGACUGGCUCUUUGCCUCGUGCUCGGCCGCCCUCCCCAUCCCGGCGCGCUCCAAGGAGCUCUCUCCCUGGGUCGUCGCCGCCAUCACCGCCGGCGCCAUCCUUGUCCCCAUCGUCGGCGGCGCCGCCUACAUGUACCGUCGCUACCUCGCCAAGUACGGCUACCCCGCACUCGAGGGGUGA